AUGGCGUAUACUGUUACCAGGUCAUGCCAUUUGGACUUAAGAAUGCGGGAGCCACGUAUACCCGGAUGGUCGCUCGGCUGUUCCAGGACCUGCUGGAAGUCCAUGGCAGCUUAUGUGGACAACAUGUUGGUAAAGAGUCGGGAAGAAUUGGGUCAUGCCGGAGACCUAGCCGACUGCUUUCAGGUAAUGCUUAAAUAUAAUCGACGUGCAAGGGGGAAAAUUUCUGGGGUACAUGACCGAUUGGCCGCCUUGAGCCGCUUCGUUAGUAAGUCGGCGGAUAAGACCGUGCCUUUCUUUGAGGCCGUGAAGAAGAAAGAAGGCUUCGCUUGGACGGCCGAGUGCCAGAAAUCCUUUGAAGAAUUCAAAAUAUAUCUGUCCACGCCUCUGGUGCUAUCCACCCCCCAGGUCGGUGAGCCUUUGUAUUUAUACUUGGCGGCGUUACCCAAGGCUGUCAGUUCGGUGCUCGUUCGCGAAGAAGAGCGAACCGAGUACCCAGUCUAUUAUGUGAGCCAUUCCCUGAAGUCGGCUGAGACUCGGUACACGCCUUUAGAAAAGGUAGUAUGCGCUUUGGCGAUUACGGUGCGGAAGGUGACACCUUACUUCCAGGCGCAUACGGUCCGAGUCCUGACGUACCAACCUCUGGGAAGCGUGUUACGAAACCCCACGUCGUCCGGGCGACUCGUCAAGUUGGCAGUAGAAUUGACCCAAUAUGGAAUUGAGUAUCAACCCCGCCCUUCGAUCAAGGGGCAAUCAUUAGCCGACAUCUUAGUUGAGUGCACAGUGGGAGAAGAUGAUAGGACCUCGACCUCGGAAGAAAGCCCAGGCGAAUGGUGGGAGAUGCAUGCUGACGGGACAUCCAAUAAUGAGGUAGAGUACGAGGCCGUGCUAGGAGGUAUAAGGCUCGCUAAAGCUUUGGGGGUAGACCGCCUACGAAUCAAAACGGACUCGCGCCUUGUAGUAGGCCAAGUGUCCGGGACCUGCGAAGCUAAAAGCACUCGGAUGACGCAAUACAAAGAAAAGACCGCGGAAUUGUUGAAAGGAUUCGUCGCCCAUGAGAUAGAGUACAUCUCCCGGGACAACAACACCGAGGCCGACAUCCUGUCAAAGAUCGCCUUGGAAGGGGUGCCGGAUCAUCUUGUAAGGAUCUGUCAGAAGGAAGAACUGCUCGGACCUAGCAUCGAGGAAAUGAUUACAGAGAUUCAGCAGGUAACAGCCCCAGAAUGGGACCGUGAUGAGAACCCAGAGUUGUUUUGGAUAGAAGAUAUUCGACGUUACAAGGAAGAGGGAAAGCUGCCAGCUGACCCCGUGGUCGAUGCCCGAGUUCGCCGCAAAGCUCCUUCAUUCGAAAUCAUAGAUGGACAGCUGUAUAAGCGGUCGUUUGGGGGACCUCUCCUUAAAUGUCUACUCCGGACGGAGGCGGAAAAGAUAAUGGAGGAGGCUCACCGUGAAAUAUGUGCAGCCCACCAGGGUGCACACACCCUCGACCGAAAAUUAGUCGUCCAAGGCUAUUACUGGCCUACCAUGAUGAGAGAUUUCAUUGAGUGGAUAGCUAAAUGUGCAGUGUGCCAAGCGUUCGCAUAG
Messenger RNA from Ipomoea nil (Japanese morning glory), 1581 nucleotides. RefSeq lists its product as uncharacterized. The record is from RefSeq and is a predicted model, not a curated record. Gene Ontology annotation, molecular function: nucleic acid binding; RNA-DNA hybrid ribonuclease activity. The coding region runs from base 1 to 1581 and encodes 526 amino acids. The transcript has 3 exons. NCBI's taxonomy places the organism in Eukaryota, Viridiplantae, Streptophyta, Magnoliopsida, Solanales, Convolvulaceae.